AUGCUUAAUCCAUUCAACUGUCAUCCUCUCCUUCCUACUCCUUUUCAUUUCUCUAUUUCUUUCUUUUCUUCUUUAUGCUUAAUCCAUUCAACUGUCAUCCUCUCCUUCCUACUCUUUUUUUCAUUUUCUAUUUCUUUCUUUUCUUCUUUAUGCUUAAUCCAUUCAUCUGUCAUCCUCUUUCCUACUCCUUUUCAUUUCUCUAUUUCUUUCUUUUCUUCUUUAUGCUUAAUCCAUUCAUCUGUCAUCCUCUCUUUUCCUACUCCUUUUCAGUUCUCUAUUUCUUUCUUUUCUUCUUUAUGCUUAAUCCAUUCAUCUGUCAUCCUCUCCUUCCUACUCCUUUUCAUUUCUAUUUCUUUUCUUUUCUUCUUUAUGCUUAAUCCAUUCAUCUGUCAUCCUCUCCUUCCUACUCCUUUUCAUUUCUCUAUUUCUUUCUUUUCUUCUUUAUGCUUAAUCCAUUCAACUGUCAUCCUCUCCUUCCUACUCCUUUUCAUUUUCUAUUUCUUUCUUUUCUUCUUUAUGCUUAAUCCAUUCAACUGUCAUCCUCUCCUUCCUUCUCCUUUUCAUUUCUCUAUUUCUUUCUUUUCUUCUUUAUGCUUAAUCCAUUCAACUGUCAUCCUCUCCUUCCUACCCUUUUCAUUUUCUAUUUCUUUCUUUUCUUCUUUAUGCUUAAUCCAUUCAUCUGUCAUCCUCUCUUUCCUACUCCUUUUCAUUUCUCUAUUUCUUUCUUUUCUUCUUUAUGCUUAA
Messenger RNA from Acanthosepion pharaonis, 744 nucleotides. The record is from the annotation of a GenBank genome assembly. Lineage: Eukaryota; Metazoa; Mollusca; Cephalopoda; Sepiida; Sepiidae.